UCUCUAAAACUUUGUUCAUCACAUUUAAUAUUCUCUUAGGUUAUAUAAAAUGAAAGAGGCUAGUGUUAAAGAUGACACUAAUGUUCUAACUCAUUACCAAUCUUCUUAUUCUUCUCCUUCAAUGGGAACUGUUUAUGCAAAUAUGGAUUCUCUAUCACUUAACUAUGCUGCUUCUUCUUCAUCUCAAGAUGGCUAUAUCUCUAAGGAAGGUACUACUACUAACUUGUCCUUACCACUUAUGAGAGAUUGUUAUCUUACAAGAAACUUUGAAGAACACAGCAACAGUGAUGAUGUUGGAGAAGGCAAUGGUUAUGAUUAUGGUGAUGGUGUUGAGGAAAACAGUGACAAAGUUAACCUUAAUGAAGAGCACAACCCUAGUGAGAAUAAUAGUGGACAUUCUAAACUAUGUGCAAGAGGUCAUUGGAGACCUGCAGAAGAUUCUAAGCUAAAGGAACUUGUUGCUCUUUAUGGUCCUCAGAACUGGAACCUCAUUGCAGAGAAGCUUCAAGGAAGAUCAGGUAAGAGUUGUAGGCUUAGAUGGUUCAACCAGUUAGAUCCAAGAAUAAACAGAAGAGCAUUUAGUGAAGAAGAGGAAGAAAGACUAAUGCAAGCUCAUAGGAUUUAUGGCAACAAAUGGGCUAUGAUUGCUAGACUUUUCCCUGGAAGAACAGAUAAUGCAGUUAAGAAUCACUGGCAUGUUAUAAUGGCUAGAAAGUAUAGAGAACAAUCAAGUGCUUACAGGAGAAGGAGGCUAAAUCAAUCUGUUUACAAAAGAAUAGAAGAUAACACAAGCUUUGUCACAAGAGAUAUGGAUCCAGUUUCAUCAUCCUAUACUGCUUUUACCUUCCCAAAUGGCUAUAAUAUGACUAGUUUUCCAUAUGCAUCUUUUCAUGGUGGUGUUGAGUGUGGCUUAAAUGGCUUAAAUGGUUCAUCUCACAUGAAUGGUGGCAAAGAAACAAUCUCAAGCAACAAACAGUCCCUUUCUCCAAUGGAUUUCUUUUCAGAAAUGAGAUGGCAUGAUAGGCCAAGAGAUUUACUCAAUCAACCAAUGAGUUUCUACCAUAAUUAUCCCCAAUAUAUGAUGUCAAUGCAGCAGCAACAACAACAACAACAAAACAACAGUCACAACAACAAUAGUACUAAUAUUUAUAGUUUCUCAUCAAAUUCAACCACAGUAGCGACAAGAGCACAAAUAUUGAACAGUGAAGUUUCACUAUCAUCAGUGGCAGCAGAAGAAAGAGAUCAAGUUCUGAUGAGUAAUCCACCUCCACCUUCAGAUGCAAUUCCAUUUAUUGAUUUUCUUGGAGUAGGAGCCACAUGAAUCAAAGUUACAACAAACCAAUCAUCCAUUGAAGCUCCUCAAUAUAGGUGUGGUCCAACCUUAAGGAGAAGCCAUUGGAGGUAAACAGAAAGGAUAGUUGCUUUGGUUUGGUCACUGUGUUACUUGCGUCACUUCUGUUCAUAUCACCUUCACAUGGGGACCCUCUU
Vicia villosa (hairy vetch) is the source of this 1488-nucleotide messenger RNA. RefSeq names its product transcription factor MYB52-like. Gene Ontology annotation, cellular component: nucleus. Gene Ontology annotation, biological process: regulation of DNA-templated transcription. Lineage: Eukaryota; Viridiplantae; Streptophyta; Magnoliopsida; Fabales; Fabaceae. The transcript is spliced from 3 exons. Bases 50 to 1321 code for a protein of 423 amino acids. Gene Ontology annotation, molecular function: RNA polymerase II cis-regulatory region sequence-specific DNA binding; DNA-binding transcription factor activity, RNA polymerase II-specific. The record is from RefSeq and is a predicted model, not a curated record.